AUGUCUGAACGCUCAAGCAGUCGGAUCUUCACCGGUUCCAGAGUUUUAGGUUAUGUUAGCACCCAUGUGCCAUUUGUUGCUAGAUUUAUCAAAAGGCGCGGUGAAACUCUUUUAUGUACAAGUGUAGGUAAAUGGUUCCAUACUUACGGUUGCGAUAAGUUUCGUUUACUUAGCGUAAGCGGUGAACAUCCCGGCCCUAUCACUUGCAUGAGUGGUGAUAAUUACCACGUCUAUACAGCUAGUGAAAAUAAUAUUUAUGCAUGGCGACGUGGUUGUGAACUUAAACAUGUCUACAAAGGACACUCUGCUGCAAUACACUUGAUGUUUCCUUUCGGCAUUCAUCUUAUUUCGAUUGAUGAAGAAAAUAUACUAAAAAUCUUUGACAUCAAGGAAGAGACGGAGUUCUUGGAACUCGGUUUUGAUGAAGACAGUUUUAAAAUAACUACAUUAUGUCAUCCACCAACAUAUUUGAACAAGAUAUUACUUGGUAGCCAGCAAGGUCAGUUGCAAUUAUGGAAUGUCAGGACUUCAAAGUUGGUGUUCACUUUCAAGGGCUGGGAUUCGUCUGUAGUUGUGACAGAACCAGCUCCUGCCGUAGAUGUAGUUGCCAUUGCCCUGGCUAAUGGUAAAGUUAUAUUACACAAUCUGAAAUUUAAUCAAGUUGUAAUGGAGUUCAUUCAUGACUGGGGAAUGGUCAGCAGUUUGUCAUUUAGAUUAGAUGGGGCUCCAGUAAUGAUAACCGGCAGUUCAAAGGGCCAUAUAGUAAUGUGGGAUCUAGAAGAAAGAAGAGUUCUCUCGCAAGUGCAAUCUGCACAUUACUCUAAAAUAGCUGGAUUGAAGUGUUUGCAGUCAGAGCCGCUGAUGGUUACAAAUUCUGAAGAUAAUUCUUUGAAGUUGUGGAUAUUUGAUAUGCCUGAUGGUGGAGCAAGACUUCUUAGGAGAAGGGAGGGUCAUUCACAGCCACCAAGUGUGGUUGCCCAUUGUGAGCCUACUGGGCACAAUCUUUUAGCAGCUGGUAGUGACAGUAGUCUCCAUAUAAUGAAUACUGUAUCAGAAACAUUCAACAAGAGUCUUGGGAAGGCAUCACACAACAGAAAAGCUUCAAAGAAGAAAAAGAGAUUGCAGGUGGACAACUUAAUAUUACCACCAAUCACAAAACUAAGUUCUUGUAUGCAGAGGGACAAGCAGUGGGAUAGCAUUGCUUCUUUACAUGAAGGUUUCUUUAUGGCUACCACUUGGUCAUACAAUAAAAUGCGAAUGGGGGACCAUAAGUUGAAACCACCAGCAACUGACAAAGGUGUAACAGCAAACUGCUUGACUGUAACACACUGUGGCAACUUUGUUCUUAUUGGAUACAGCAAUGGCGAAGUUCAUAAAUUUAACAUGCAAUCGGGCUUGCAUCGUGGAUGCUAUGGGAAAGAAAACAAGCUGGCACACAAGGGAGCACUCAGAGGGGUCGAGACAGAUCUUUGUAACCAGAGAGUAAUGACCGUUGGAGCGGAUGAUAAAUUAAAGUUUUGGCAUUUCAAAGAAGCAACAACACCUUUCCACGUUAUAAGAUUAGAAGAAUCGGCGACUAGUACAAAGUGUCACAGAGAAAGCGGGUUAUUGGCUCUUGCAAAUGAGGACUUUUCUAUUACAAUUGUAGAUAUCGACACUAUGAAUAUUGUAAGAAAGUUCGAUGGCCAUAACGGGAGGAUUACGGAUAUUGUAUUUGAUAUUCAGAGUCGGUGGCUAAUUAGCUCUUCCAUGGAUUGCACCGUUUGCACCUGGGACAUACCGAGUGCCCAACUAGUCGAUAUUUUCUCCGUAGAGCAACCUUGCACAUCACUCAGCAUGUCUCCAACGGGUGACUUCUUAGCAACGACACACGUGGGUGAACUAGGAAUAUUUCUAUGGGCGAACAGACUAUUGUAUGAAAAAAUAUUCCUUAAACCAAUAGACAAAAAUGCAGUUAGCAUACCAAAAUUGAAACUACCAAGCACAGUUCCAGAGAAACCAGACAUAGAGGACAUAGGAAUCAUAGACUUAGGAGAAGAGCCUGAAUAUAUAUCACCUCUUCAAAUUAGCGAAGAACUCAUUACAUUAUCUGACCAGCCCACGUCACGAUGGUUGAAUUUGCUCCAUCUAGAUGUUGUAAAAAAACGCAAUAAACCUAAAACACCGCUCACUGUGCCAAAAUCUGCUCCUUUCUUUUUGCCUACAAAAGCAAGCCUGGAACUAGAGUUCGAUUUAGAAAAAGACAAGGAUAACGGAGGAACGAAACUGUUAAUACCAGAUUCCUUAUCUACAUUGACAGCUUUCGCAAAGAAAUUAAUUGUUUGUGAGACGGAAGAUAAUUACGAGCAGUGUAUCGAGAAAUUGAAGACGCUAUCACCUACAGCCAUCGAAGCUGAAGUGACAAGUAUGGCGCCAGAUGAUGGUGGCAGUUUAGAUGUGAUGAAGCAAUUCCUGCUUAUGUUAAACGUAAUGCUUAAAAGCAAUAGAGAUUUUGAAUUAGCUCAGUCCUAUUUGAGUUUGUUUUUAAAGAUGCACACGAAAUUCGUGUCUCAAAAUGAGAAACUUCGUAAAUCUUUACUUUUAGUUGAAGAAUCUUCAGCGGAAGCUUGGUCUAAGUUACAAAGUCAGUUAUUGUAUAAUAUAUGUGUUGUUAAAGCGUUAAAAGAAAUGUAA
Arctia plantaginis is the source of this 2673-nucleotide messenger RNA. Lineage: Eukaryota; Metazoa; Arthropoda; Insecta; Lepidoptera; Erebidae. The record is from the annotation of a GenBank genome assembly.